Molecule: messenger RNA, 1623 nt
Organism: Symsagittifera roscoffensis
Lineage: Eukaryota; Metazoa; Xenacoelomorpha; Acoela; Convolutidae
Product: arylsulfatase I-like
Exons: 7
Coding region: 1-1542 (513 amino acids)
Source: RefSeq, a predicted model, not a curated record
AUGAAUUUACUCGCAUGCAUCUUUGCGUCAGUCGUAAUACUGGAAAUACGGACAGAUACUUGUCCCACGGGAUAUGUCCGAGUCCCGGGGGCCGAUUCUGGUUUUUGUUACCUGGUCGACAUAGCUAGUGGACCAGUGAGUCAACUGGAAGCUAAAGAGAUCUGUGAAAACAAAAGUUACGACUCAUAUCUGGCUUAUCCAGUGGUCAAGGACGAAGCUGAGGCUAUCGCCAACUGGGUUGUCGCACAAGGUGUGCCGUCGGAUGGCAUUGCGGGGUUCUGGACAGUUUGGGAAAGGUUUGUCUACGCACCUGCUGAAAAUGAUGGCAGCGUGAGCACAAAUGCCCAAACGAUUAGAAAGGAUCGCAGUUACACUCAAUCUUACUUACCCACAAGUCGAGGCUUCGACGACUUUCUGGGAGCGUACAACAGUGGCAUAGACUACUUCGACCACUCCAGAUCAAACGGAGGCUUCUGGGGUCUGGAUCUGCACUGGGAUGUUGGAAACAGUUCCAGUCCUCUCUGGGAUGACUAUGGCAAUUACGCCACUGAUAUUUUCACAGAGCGUGCUAAGUCUGUUAUCAAGGAAAAGAAAUUUAAAUCGGAGCCUUUCUUCCUGUACUUGGCCUACUCGGGCGUUCACACUCCGAUUCAGCCCAAAUCCGAACUCAUCUCUCGGUUCCGAGGAGUCUACGACGUCGACCGACGCGACUACCUCGCUCAAGUUGCCUCCGUUGAUGAUAACAUAGGUAGUAUGGCGCAACUACUUGAACAAGAAGGAAUAUUGAAUGAAACUCUAAUAGUGGUUGCGUCUGAUAAUGGGGGGCAAAUCUGUGACCACUGUGGACAGUCUAACUACCCUUUGAGGGGGGCCAAGAACACCAACUUCGAAGGAGGUGUUCGUACUCCAGCACUAGUUACAGGUCCCGGAGUUCGAUCAGGCAAGGUGUAUUCUGACUACUUCCACAUCACUGAUUGGCUGCCCACGCUACUAGAGGGAGCAGGUGGUAACCCAGAAAACCUCCCGGAUGACAUAGAUGGAAUGAGUCAGUGGAGUGAAAUGACCAGUCACUCUGGUGUCGUAACUGGACCACGUGAUGAAGUGCUGAUCCAAUUAUACUCUCAUGAUGGAAAUUCGGCUAUCAUUGUGGGUGAUUACAAGCUGCACUACAUGGGCACUGCAAACUCAGGGUCAUAUUACAAUGACGAGUGGUACUACUGGAAGGGCCCCCUCAACGAAACAGAUAGCGACCGAGUUCGAUUCCAGGGAAAUUGGGAACUCCCGUUAGUAGAGUGCACAUUGCCGGGUCAAACUACAGAAUGCAAGCUAAGUGUGGGUGAAGAGGGCGCAUGUCUUUUCAACAUCAAAACAGAUCCCUGCGAGUAUGACAACAUCGCCGAAAACCUCCCGGAUGUUGUGAGUCAACUGAAGAAACGACUGCACCAUUUCAAAAAAUCAGCAGUGUCAUCAGCUAUAACGUUUAAAGACGACGAGAAAGCUAACCCGGCUUUAAGGGGAAACGUCUGGCAACCUUGGCUCUGAGGUUUUUCAGAACUGAACGCAGCUUGCUCCCGAUACAAUAAUUGAGUAAUUUGUAUAUUUAAUUGAAAAUACUUAAUCUUA